Messenger RNA from Haplochromis burtoni (Burton's mouthbrooder), 5171 nucleotides. It is a transcript of the gene bcl6aa, whose product is annotated as BCL6A transcription repressor a. The record is from RefSeq and is a predicted model, not a curated record. Gene Ontology annotation, cellular component: nucleus. The transcript has 10 exons. Gene Ontology annotation, molecular function: DNA-binding transcription factor activity, RNA polymerase II-specific; protein binding; RNA polymerase II cis-regulatory region sequence-specific DNA binding. Lineage: Eukaryota; Metazoa; Chordata; Actinopteri; Cichliformes; Cichlidae. Gene Ontology annotation, biological process: regulation of transcription by RNA polymerase II. The coding region runs from base 676 to 2904 and encodes 742 amino acids.
CUGAUCUGGCAGAUGGCCCGAGUUCCUCCAUGUUAAAGGCACUGCUAGUCUAUGGUUUGUGCUGCUAUGGCUUAAUGGGAUUUAAGACUCUUCAUUCAAAUGAAAUAUAUAUAGAAAACUGGGAUUAUUUUACAGGCUGUUAAUCUCUCUCUCUCUUUUUUUUUUUUUCAAAACUGAGCCUGCCCCACGGUUUUAGCAUUCGUGGAAAAGUGGAGCGACUGUGAGUGCUACAAUCAAUGAACGCUAGAGUGCAGGCGGCCUAUCAGCUCAGAGAGCCACAGAGAUGCCCUGUGGACCAUUUCACUAACGUGAAGCGUGCUCAGUGGAUUUGACUCACUUCAGCCCCGCUGCCGUGCCUGCCUUUCCAGAAGCGUUCCCAUCCUGCUCCACAACGACAGACACGAGGCUUCGCCAGAGCUUUUCCAUCACCGACAACUCACCGCUUCGGUGCCCUUUUCCAGCUUCAUCCCUUCAAGCUUUGGCUGCUUGCGACUCAGGAGCGAGGCUUUGGUACCGGUCUGCCUCAGCAUCCCGGAUCAUCCAGCUACUUGCCAGACAAAUAAAACUCUGGUGAAAACAAUUCUUCAAGCUACAGCAGAGGCGCUUCCGGUUCCUUAACUGAGCGUGCAGUUCAAAAAUCAGCGCUGCCACCUGAUUCCCACUACACAUCCCAUCAUGCCUCACUCCUUCCAGCAGAAAAAAGCUCAGCAAAUGCUCCUUCUGUGCCAAGGAGUGAACGGGAUGAGAAAAGACGGGGAAUCCGUGGUUUGGAAUCACCACAAGCAAAGUUUCCAGGAACUUGACAAAAUGGCUUGCGCAGCAGACAGCUGCAUACAGUUCACGCGCCAUGCAAGUGAUGUUCUGCUCAACCUGAACCGGCUGCGCAGUAGAGAUAUCCUCACAGAUGUCACUAUCCUGGUCAACAGGCAGCAGUUUCGUGCACACAAGACCGUUCUCAUGGCUUGCAGUGGGCUGUUUUACACGAUCUUCACUGACUCCCACAAGUGCAACCUUAGUGCUAUCAGUCUGGACCCAAAGGUGGACCCAGAGGGCUUUGCCAUCCUGCUAGAGUUUAUGUACACCUCCCGUCUCACACUAAAGGAGAGUCUGAUCAUGGCUAUCAUGAAUACAGCUAUCUACUUGCAGAUGGACCACGUUGUAGACACCUGCCACAGAUUCAUCAAAUCCAGUGAUCCGACUGUCAAGCUGCCUAGAGACGAGUUUCUGGUCAGUCCCUUGGUUUUACCUCAGGAUGUCCAUGCUUACAGAGCCCAUGAUGUUGUUGACAGUUUGCACAGCCGUGUAGCUCCGUUCAGGGACGGGAGACACUACGGUUCAAACAUGUUCAGCGGGGUCAGCACCCCCAGCAACUACCAUCUCUACGGGCAGUUUCCCAUGCCAGGAUUCCCCUUCCCUCUCUGCAAGCUGGCCGAUACCAAAAAUGCUUUUGCUGACCUCUCAAAGAGCAGCAUCCACCACAAGCACUGUCCUCCGCAUGACAGCGGCAUCAGGGCAGACUACAGCAGAGGCAUUGGCACAAACUCCUCCGGCAUCAUUCACUCCACCACCUAUGCUUCCAGGGAGGUAGUGAGAGACGAUGAGAUGAGGAAAGAGAGCCACGAGGGGGUCAGCCAGUCUGUCGGUUUCAGCACAAGGAAGCGUGCAUUUCCCAUGUUGUCCCUUGAGCACCAGAAAGACUUGGGCAAAGAGCACGCUCCUCAGGCCGAGGAAGAUCUCAUCCAUCAGCACUAUCCCCUGGGAAUCUCCACUGGACGCAAGAGCCUCAUGAGCAGCCCGCAGAGCCCCCUCAAAUCAGACUGCCAGCCCAACUCCCCGACAGAGUCCAGCAGCAGCAAGAACGCCAGCCUCUCCCAAGCUGCUGGAGCGCAAACGCCACAAGGCACGCAGGACCCCAAAGCUCGCAACUGGAAGAAGUACAAGUUCAUUGUGCUGAAUCAGAGUGCCAAGGAGGACAAGGUGGGGUUAAGGGAUCCUGGGCUUCACUCACCUCAACGCCUUGCCCUGCAACCCUACCUCCACCCCAACGACUCGGAGAACCUCGACCCACAAACGACGAGCAAGAGCAACAGCGAGGAUCUACCAGUACCCCAGGCUAGUCGCCUCAACAACAUCAUUAACAGUGCGCUUGAGGGGUCUCUGAGGAAUGGCGAUGGCCACCCUCCACACUACCUGAACCGCCUCACAUGCUCGUCCUGUGGCUCCCAGUCCCCGCAGCACUCGGAAGUCUGUCCCAACCACUCCAGGUCCCGUCUAUCAGAGGAAAUGUCAGAGCUUCAUUCAGAAUAUUCAGACUCCAGCUGUGAAAACGGCACGUUCUUCUGUAACGAAUGCGACUCCAAAUUUGCUGAAGACGAAGCUUUGAAACAACACAUGCUUCAAGUACACAGCGACAAGCCAUACAAGUGCGACCGCUGCCAGGCUGCUUUCCGCUACAAGGGCAACCUGGCCAGCCACAAGACUGUCCACACAGGAGAGAAGCCGUAUCGCUGUAAUAUCUGUGGUGCUCAGUUCAACAGACCAGCUAACCUCAAGACUCACACUCGCAUCCACUCAGGAGAGAAGCCAUACAAAUGUGAGACGUGUGGAGCUCGUUUUGUACAGGUUGCUCAUCUGCGCGCUCAUGUGCUGAUCCACACGGGCGAGAAGCCAUACCCAUGCGAGAUCUGUGGAACCCGCUUCCGUCACCUGCAGACGCUGAAGAGCCACCUCCGCAUACACACAGGCGAAAAGCCCUACCAUUGUGAAAAAUGCAACUUGCACUUCCGCCACAAGAGCCAGCUACGGCUGCAUCUUCGACAGAAGCACGGCGCCAUCACUAACACAAAGAUCCAGUACCGUAUGUCCACAGUAGACAUGCCCACUGACUUGACGAAAGCAUGCUGAGCCAGAUGAAGGAAGCAGCUUAAAGGAGGCAAUCUUGACCUUGGCAUUUAUGAACCCCAACUUGUACAAUCAUCCAAAAUUGUAGUGCCACACUGUGUUUAUUAGACAUGUAAAUUGGCUGCGUAUGCCAUUCUAAACGGGUUUCCACUACAUGUGAACGUAGAGCCACAUGGCGUCUUAGUCACUUUAUUGUUUCUAUAUAGAUAUAAAUAUAUAUAUGUAUGUGGGGAGUGUUUUUAAGCUUCGAAGGUACGUAUAUAAAAAGCUUUAUUUUGUUGAGAAGGAUGGAAUGUAAACAAUCAGUUUUUUUGAAAAAAACAGUAUUUUAUAUCAGAGAACUUACUUUUCUGAAAGUAUUGAAAAUUUUGACGGGUGGUACAUAUAUUUUAAGAUAAUGGGAUUUGCGGCUGUAUAGAGUUGUCUAUACAUGAUUUUUAUGUAGAUGUACGUACAUGUUGUCAAGUUGCCAUAUUCACGUGAGCGGGGAAUUAAAAAAUAAAUAAUUGGAUUUGGUGUAAAACAUAUCAGAUGUCUGCUGCUGUCUGAGGAUGUGCAUGAGGUACUCUCUAACCGGUGUCGGGUUCUGGCGUGCACGAAGUGGGCAACUGCAUAAAUAUUGUGACAUAUUGUGUAAUUAUAUCCGUAGGAUUGCUCUCUGCGGGCAGAGCCAAUCUAAGUGUUGAAAUGCAUUUCAAGGUACUGCUUUGUAACGACCAAGAAAAACAUUUUGCUUCAAAUGUAUUCGUAUAGGUGUGACUUCUGUUGGUUGAUUUGUUUUUCAUAAGUGAAGGUUUACAGUUUUGCUCAUUGUUCUAGAUCCUACGGUAAAAGUCGUGUAAAUGUCGAGGUUUUUUGUUUUUGUAGAUACACUGUGUAUUCAAUGUGCCUUUCUCUAUGGUGACUGAAUUCCUCUCCAUUCAGCCCAGCUCUGUUAAGGUACAACUCAAGGACGCCACUUGUCCUAGAUCCCUGUUUGUGUGUGAGCGUGUGAGUGUAUAUUUUUAAAUGCUCGUCACCAACCUUUGAACGUGCAGACUCAUCAUUGUAAAACUUCAGGACUUGUUUUCGGAUUGGAUUUUUUUUUUUUUUUUUUUUUUUAAACUGCAUUAAAAUUAUUGUACAACGUUAUAGAUGUAUGAAUGUAAAAUAAAGGUAUUGGAUUUCUAUGUAUUAACUCAAGAGUGAGCGCUUUAUUAUUUUCUUUCACUUUGUGUUCAUGAGGAAUGUCCCUCGAUCUACGGGCACAGAUUUGACUGGUGUUCCUGAAACACCAGGCUGAAAUUGGAUGGCGAGGGUGGCAGUAAACUUAAUCGAAAGUAUUCACCAUGGCUUUUUCACUCAGUUUUCAUGUAACAUUUCAAACGAUUGUACCUUCCACUCUGGUUACAGCCACAGACUCGAACAAAGAGAUUGAAGAGAUGAUUUCAACCUUGUUUUUGGCUUUUGAACUCUUCUAAAUAUCCGCGUAUUAUUAGGGUCGGCUCAGCCAGAUUUUUCCAUCUAAAACCAAGGAAAAAAUAAAAGCUGUCAAUAACUGAAACACUCAUUUACCCCUGACACUUUCACUGUUUAACCCUGAAAGUGAACAAGUCGCUGGAUGUUUCUGUGCUAUAGUCAUUUUUUUUUAAAGUUAAUUUCUGCCAUGAAUUCAUUAGUACUGUAUACCUCUCGUGCAAGCUUUUACUGGAAUUAGGCCAUUGGUGUUGGUGGUGCAAGGAUCAGAGGAAGCUGUGUGGGAAUAUGCUUUAAUUUUAUUGUAAUUUCCCAGUUGUAAUCACUACAGUUUGAUACUCCUGUGAAAAACAGCAGACGGACAGAAACAGACGUACUGCUGCAGAAGCUUGAUGCCCAAAAUGCUGAAGAAAACAGCAACAGCAUGAAGGAGAUCAGACAGGCCAACUCCUUUUUGCAUAAUUGUUUUUUUUGGUUUUUUUUAAAUGACCAUUAAUGACAUUUGAACAUCUCACAGCAUGAAAGUCAUUAAAGUAUUCUUCUGUAAAAUGUAACAGGCUCAUUUCAGUCAGCUCGGUAGCUGGAAGGACAGAUCACAGCCUGCAGUAGUUUAAUGUCUGCGACAUGGAGUAACAGAAACAAGCACCGGUACCCUGGAUGUUUGACCACUUUGAUUAUUCACUGGAAAAAAACUUCAAAAAUUUUGGCUUUAAAUUGUGCUGCUUUGAGUAGGUCUAAAUUUUUUUGGCUGCGGUUUUUAAAGCAGAGCUUAAAUGUGAUCGUCAGCCCUGAAAAUCUGACGUGUACACUCCAGU